CAGAGGAAAGAGCGGAUUGUCUAAGUUUAUUCAGGAUUGAAGAUGAGGAAAAAGCAAAAGAAAUGUUUGGGAAGCUAUGUGAGAAACUCACACCUUUCUAUCAAUCAUCAUCAAAGUGUUACGACACUCAGACACUGCAAUCCUUGCUCAACUGCCUUGAGGAAAAUCCUGGUAUGAAUCUUUCAGUUGUUGCAAGGAAAACUGGUCUCACAGAAUGUCUAAAGCAUGAGAAAAUUAGAGCAAGUAUGGAGAUUGUUGAUGCCACAGAUUCAGGUGAUAAUGGUGAUAAGACUCUCUUGCAAUGGGCUAAGUUUGGUUUCAAGGGACAGAUUGACAACGUUGUGGAAGGAGUAGGCGUAAGCUCACUUACUCAAGAAGAUGAUAAAGGCAACACAGUUAUGCAUUAUGCUGUAAGCCAACCAGAAUUACUUGAUAAAUUAUUGCUUCGAGCAACUGAGCUAGUUGCUCAGGUAGUGAACAGUGUGAACAGUUCAGAGGAGACACCACUACAUUUUGCAUGUGUGAUUAAUAAUGGAAAAGGUCUACAGUUGUUACUUGAACAUGGUGCUGAUCUGAAAGUUAAGAGUAAACACAUGUUUCCUAUUCAUGCUGCAGUGAAGUUCAAUAGUGAUGAGUGCAUUAAGGCGAUACUCAAGUUUCAUAAAGAUUGCACAACUUUUAAAGAUUCUAAAUAUGGAGGAACACCCUUACAUUGGGUUAAAACUAGAAAGAUUGCAGAAUUAUUAAUUAUGAGUGAAGAUAUUGAAGCCGAGAACAACGAAGGUGAGACUCCUCUCCACAUCAUGGUGAAAAGAAAAAGACAAUCUUCAGUUGUAUGUUUGUUGUCACAUGGAGCAGAUGUGAAUGCUCUAGGAAUGAGCAAUGAAACGCCAUUGCAUAUCGCCGUAAAGGUUGGAGAUGUACAUAUUGUAAAAACAUUGAUAGUAUUUGGUGCUGACAUAAAUGCCGUGAACAGCAAGGGUGAAACACCACUUCAUAUAGCGACAGCAUCAAAAAGUCUUUUCAGAAAUGCUAUUAUACAUUCUCUAUGUCUCGUAGGAGCUGCUCCUUGCGAUGCUCCUUUCAUACCUUCAAAAUAUCCAGUCGGUAAAAAGCCUGGGAACGAACUGUCUCAGGCUCGUGAUGACACCCCCAUUAUACUGGACGACAUCGCGAAAAUUAUGGCAUCUGGUGCCCAGGCCAACGUGAAAUACAAACGGUCUGGAUCAGGCAAGAAUGAAAACGAUGGAGAAUCGAUGAUGAAGAAGAAAAGGAAAGGUGAUAGUGCAUUGUGCUUAGAUGGUGGCGGUAUUCGCGGCCUCAUUCUCAUUCAAGUCUUGUUGAAUCUUGAACGUGUUGCUAUGCAACCGAUUGUUAAGCUGUUCGAUUGGAUAGCGGGUACAAGUACCGGUGGUAUACUUGCAUUGGGGUUGUUAAAUGGUAGUUCGAUGGCAUAUCUACAGCAACUUUACUUUCGUUUCAAAGACGAAGUGUUCGUCGGCUCUCGUCCUUAUCCAUCUGAGCCGCUCGAGAAAUUCCUUCGGCAGGAAUUUGGCGUCGAUACUAAAAUGACAAGCGUCAACUACCCAAGAGUCCUUGCAACUGCUGCUGUUUCUGACAGAAUACCACCAGCUCUUCAUCUGUUUCGUAAUUUUUCCAUUCCCGAAGACGACGAAGAAGAACAAAAACCAAACUCUCCGUUUCCCCCUGUAUCAAAACCUGCAGAUCAACUGAUGUGGCGUGCGGCGCGUGGGACUGGUGCUGCUCCGACUUACUUUCGGGCCAUGGGACGCAUGCUUGAUGGAGGCUUAAUCGCCAACAAUCCGACACUUGAUCUAAUAUCAUUCCUGCAUUCUUUCUAUAAGAGAGCGGAGCCACAGAAACCAGAUCACGAAACUUGUCACAAAAUCGGUCUCGUGUUCUCGGUGGGAACCGGUAAGCCACCGGAUGUGCCCGUCAAAAACAUCGACGUGCUUCGGCCGACGUCUAUGAGUGACUUGGCGAAAGUUGCCUUCGGAGCUCAAGCUUUGGCUGAAAUUCUUGUUGAACAAGCAACCUCGUGCGUUGGUGCUGUAGUUGACCGCGCAGCGGCAUGGUGCGAGAUGAUAAAUGUGUUCUACCAUCGCUUAAAUCCAAGGAUAUUCUCAGAUGUUCCCCUGGAUACGAAAGACGAUCAACUACUGGUUAACAUGUUGUGGGAAUGUCAAGUUUACAUAUUCGAACACAGACAUAUCAUCAAAGAACUUGCAGAUCACCUGACGUGAUGUUUAGACGGAAUAUAUUUAGAGUUUUUAUUACUACAGAAUAAUUAUAGAUAUAGUUACCAAAUUUUAUAACAGGGGAGGAUUUAAAUGACCCCUGCUGCUGGUUCUCAAAUAUAUAUUGCUACUACUAA
Xenia sp. Carnegie-2017 is the source of this 2395-nucleotide messenger RNA. Its product is annotated as 85/88 kDa calcium-independent phospholipase A2-like. The transcript has 13 exons. Gene Ontology annotation, biological process: positive regulation of ceramide biosynthetic process; lipid metabolic process. Bases 63 to 2264 code for a protein of 733 amino acids. Gene Ontology annotation, molecular function: protein binding. Gene Ontology annotation, cellular component: mitochondrion. NCBI's taxonomy places the organism in Eukaryota, Metazoa, Cnidaria, Anthozoa, Malacalcyonacea, Xeniidae. The record is from RefSeq and is a predicted model, not a curated record.